This is a messenger RNA of Haplochromis burtoni (Burton's mouthbrooder), 1144 nucleotides long. RefSeq names its product transmembrane protein 244 (gene tmem244). Bases 412 to 936 code for a protein of 174 amino acids. The transcript is spliced from 6 exons. The record is from RefSeq and is a predicted model, not a curated record. Lineage: Eukaryota; Metazoa; Chordata; Actinopteri; Cichliformes; Cichlidae.
CAGUCUCAGGGAGAGGCAACCAGUCAUUUUCAUCAGUGAUUUUAUUAUUCAGUGAACCGUUUUGCCUUUAUAAUGUAAGGGCAUUAUAAUUUUAACAGAUAUAAAAAAAAUAACGAAAGCCUGUGAGUGAUAAACUAAAUUAAGUUUACUACACUGUCACAUAAAUUUUUGUCCGUAGCACUUCCUGAAGUCUGAAAAUCAACAUCCUUCGUCUAGCUUACGUGUAAGUGUUCAAAGCUAUACUGACUACAUGUAUAUGUUUGUCUUCAUCCGCUUUGGGAUUGACUCAGUCUUCUUAGUAGUAAUCUCAUUUCUUCUAAUCCAGCCCUCCUUCCUUUCUUCCCUCAACAUGCUCUCACACACACUCGGAUAUACACAUGCUGCCUCUCUCAUGUAGACCAGCAACCAUUCAUGUUGUUGGACUACUGCUGUCGCUGCUGUGGAGUCACGCUCAUAAAACGCCAUGGACCCAUCUCCCUCAAAACUACACCCAGUGAUACCUGGGUUGUUCUGCAGAAUCUGUUGAUGUGCAUGGUGUGCUUCUACUCUCUCUACUACAUCGCGGUCAGUCUCUGCAUUGGACUGCUCAGGGUUCAUGAAAUCAACAGCUUGUUGGCUCCAUUCGACUACACCGCGCAACCGUCAUGGCAGAACCCCAAAUACCUGGUCGGAGUAAUUUCCACAGAAGUGACCUAUAUUUUGGGAGGACUGGUGUUUGCCUGGAUUGUGGAGGAGUGGGUUUGGGACUAUGCCAUAACUGUCACACUUCUCCACAUUGCAAUGACUGUAGCAGUCAUGUCAGACUUCCCUUCAGCUGAGCACUGGUGGAUGGCUCUGGGUACAGGCCUGGUGAUGAUGAUAUUUGGAGGACAGCUAAUGGCCUACAAAUUUUUCAGAAGCAACUUUGUCUAUCCGGCUGAACUGCAGAAUUUUUGAUGAAAAUGAAGCAUUUCACUGCAGACAGUGUUACUACUGGUAUUAGCAACUAAAGUAUGUCAAUAAAGUUAUUUAUACUGUACAUAUUCUAAAGAGAACCACAAGACUGACUUUGUUUCCUUACCAGCUUAGUUCAGUUCAAGUAAUAGUCUGAUCCCACUUUGUACAAAUGGCCUACUUUUGUCAAUUUAACAGCUUUUUUUUUUUU